CACGAGUGUCUUUUAUGUUGUUUUAUGAAUGGCCCCACCAAAAAACCUCCAUUAAAAUGUUCCACACACAACAAAGAAAGUUGUGGCCUCUGUUCAUCCUCCUUUAUAAACCUUCACUCUAAACCUUCCCUCUUCACUCUCAUUCCUCUCUCUCUCUCUCUCUCUCUCUCUCUUCCACAAUUCUCAAGCUCAGCUCAAACUUCUAUCAUGGCGGCAGGACUCUCCGCCGCCAUAACCAUGAAGCCCCUCCUCCGUUUCCAGCAAUCCUUCUUCCCCAAACCAACUCCAACACUACCCUUCUCUCCCUUAAGAACUCUCCAUCACAGGACAACCCUUAGAACCCAAAAAUUCACAGCCUUCACCGUUUGUGUGCUCACGGAAGAUCCAAAACAUCACACCCACAUGCAAACUGAGGAAGAAGAACCUCUUUCUCUUCAAGGGAAUCACUCUCAAGUUGUGCCAAAACGAGUGGCAGAGAAAUUGGCCAGAAAAAAGUCAGAGAGGUUCACUUACCUCGUUGCAGCAGUUAUGUCUAGCUUUGGCAUCACAUCAAUGGCUGUUUUUGCUGUUUAUUAUAGAUUCGCUUGGCAAAUGGAGGGUGGAGAAGUUCCUUGGUAUGAAAUGUUUGGCACAUUUGCUCUAUCAGUGGGUGCUGCUGUGGGUAUGGAGUUUUGGGCUAGAUGGGCUCACAAGGCUCUCUGGCAUGCUUCCUUGUGGCACAUGCAUGAGUCCCACCAUCGACCAAGAGAAGGACCCUUCGAACUUAACGAUGUAUUUGCAAUAAUCAAUGCUGUCCCUGCCAUCGCUCUGCUUUCCUACGGAUUCUUCCACAAGGGAUUGGUCCCUGGCCUUUGUUUCGGUGCAGGUCUUGGAAUUACGGUAUUUGGUAUGGCCUACAUGUUUGUACACGACGGUUUGGUUCAUAAGAGAUUCCCAGUGGGGCCCAUUGCCAACGUGCCCUAUUUCAGAAGGGUAGCUGCGGCUCACCAACUUCACCAUUCAGACAAGUUUAAUGGGGUGCCAUAUGGGCUGUUUUUGGGACCAAAGGAACUUGAAAAGGUGGGAGGGCUAGAAGAGCUGGAGAAGGAGAUAAGUAGGAGAACAAGAUCAUACAAAAAUAGUUCAUGACAUACUAAUCAAGAGCUGUUUCAAAGAAUUAUCAGUGUAAAGCAGAAAUAGUAAAUGAAAUCAUUUAAAAAUUUUGCUUGCACUUACCUGAUUAUUAUUCACAGCAAGAUAUGAAAAAGAUAGAUAUGAAAUAAAAGUAAUAAACAAAAGGGGGUGGAAGAAAUAAUUGGUGCCUUCAAAAUUGGCUUUCCCUUGGAAAGUAAAUAAGUACACAAAUAAAUAAAAAUGAGCCACCUUGUAUGCCCCAAUUUGGAUGGUGCAGUCAGCUACAUUCCAUAUACUUACAGAGGUAACAGUGUUUGUUGGUCCCUUUGUGUGGGGCAUUAAGCUGUGUAUGCCACUAAAGUGGGAAAGGGCCUAUUAUUCUACACCACCAGCUACAGAUACAUGAAGGGUAGGGUAAGGUUUUCUUGGACUCUAAUGUGGUCCCUCAAUUUCAAUGUGAAUAACAAUAUCAGAGUUUUUGCUUUUGAAUUUUUUCCAUAAAUUGUAAACAUUUGUUAUUAAAUAAUGUAAACAUUAGUAUGUGAUCUAUCCUUU
This is a messenger RNA of Abrus precatorius (Indian licorice), 1668 nucleotides long. Its product is annotated as beta-carotene hydroxylase 2, chloroplastic. Gene Ontology annotation, biological process: xanthophyll biosynthetic process; carotene metabolic process. The record is from RefSeq and is a predicted model, not a curated record. Bases 25 to 1128 code for a protein of 367 amino acids. Gene Ontology annotation, molecular function: beta-carotene 3-hydroxylase activity. The transcript is spliced from 7 exons. NCBI's taxonomy places the organism in Eukaryota, Viridiplantae, Streptophyta, Magnoliopsida, Fabales, Fabaceae. Gene Ontology annotation, cellular component: chloroplast.